Python bivittatus (Burmese python) is the source of this 1528-nucleotide messenger RNA. RefSeq names its product NmrA like redox sensor 1 (gene NMRAL1). The record is from RefSeq and is a predicted model, not a curated record. NCBI's taxonomy places the organism in Eukaryota, Metazoa, Chordata, Lepidosauria, Squamata, Pythonidae. Gene Ontology annotation, cellular component: nucleus.
GCCGCAGAACGGCCGGGUGCAGGCGCACGAGCGUCCGGAGCCGCCCUUCGGGCAGAGCCUAACCCUGACCUGACCCUGACGGCAGCGGGGCCUCGCCGCCUCCUUCAAGAGAGCCGGUCGCUUCCUUCCUGAGCAGCAGGGUGGCCUUUCGGCGAAGAGGAACCCUCCCUGGCUUAGCGUGUCUCGUGAGCAGGGUCCCUCCCGGUCUGUCCAACAGAAAGCUGCUGGAAAGGGAUGCGGGACCCUGGCCUGCGUUCAGAGGGCUCACAGAGAUCAUUGUCUCGGUGACAAAACAGAUCAGUUAGACCGGAAGGGGCCAGAUCAGAUGUCAGCGUGCAGCUGCUGAGCUGUUUCGCAGGGGCUGCAAUACUGGCUGGCACGGAAGGUGGGGGGGAGAGAGCUGCCGGGCCCUUGGCAGCCCUAAGUUGGCUCCUUGCUCAAGGUCUGUGGUUUCCUGCGCCAGAGCCAGACUGUUCCCUGGUUCCCAGGCCGGUGUGCGCUCUUCCCUCUGUUUACCCACUUGGUUGCUGCCCCUUUUACUUGGUUAGCCGUCCAGACCGGCUCUCGGCCGAUCGGUGGCAUUACUCUGGCCCUUGGCUGUCCAACCCGGGGACAAAGCCGUGCCCGCAGUCCUGGGUUUCCCACUGGCAGAAAAUGACCAAAGUUUGAACCCUGGAACCUGUAAGGAAAUGGAGCCUCUCAGCAGGGUCUCUUUCAGUUGACCAGGACUUGAACAUCAUAUCCUUUGUUGCAGAUCCUUCUAGGAAGCUGUGCCUCCUAGCAGGUACAGCUAAAAAAUCGCCAAAUGAAGGUGAAUUCUGUAAGGCCAAACCCAUGUCUGCUUCCUGUUCAGGGGAAACACGCAGACUUGGCAAAGCAGCUGGUCUCGAACUAUGUGGUGUACGGCAGUCUGGAGAAUGUGCAGAAGCUGACAAGUGGGCAGCUGGAGGUGCCACAUUUUGAUGGUAAAGGCGAGGUGGAGAAGUACUUCCGGGCCAUUGGCGUGCCUGUGACCAGCCUGAGGCUCUCUUCUUACUUUGAAAACUUCCUCACUAUCUUCCGACCUCGGAAAGCCCCAGGUGGAGAAGACCACAAACUGGCUAUUCCCAUGGGAGAGGUGCCCUUGGAUGGCACGGCAGUGGCUGACCUUGGGCUGGUGUUUGUUCAACUGACAGAGCCAGAAAAAUUCACUGGGAAGGAGAUUGGCUUGAGCACCUGCAAACUCACUGUAGUGGAAUAUACAGUUCUGAUAGCAAGGUGCACCAGGAAGGCUGUGAGAGAUGCCCAGAUGUCACCUGAAUCAUACGAGAAACUGGACUUCCCUGGUAGCCAAGAGCUAGCUCACAUGUUCCAUUUCUACCACACGGGCCCAGCUCGAGAUACUGCCUUAAUUGACCUCAACCCAAUGGCCCAGACAUUUGAAGAGUGGAUGGCAGAUCAUAAAGCAGCUUUUAAGGACCUGUAACAGAAGGAGGGUACGGCCCACUCAUGACAUCUGCACUCUCUUGAAUAAACAGAAUUGCUCUGA